Molecule: messenger RNA, 591 nt
Organism: Lathyrus sativus (Indian pea)
Lineage: Eukaryota; Viridiplantae; Streptophyta; Magnoliopsida; Fabales; Fabaceae
Source: the annotation of a GenBank genome assembly
AUGGGAUUCUACUCAACCAUAACGAACGAAAUAUCAUUCUACACCGGUCUUUCUCCAACCGCUUUCUUCACCAUCGCAUUCUUAACGUUCAUUGUUUACCGAACUGUUUCUUCCAUGUUUGUUUCCCCUCAAGAUUUCAAUAAACCGCCGGUUGUUUCGGCUCGGUCCGGUUCGCUGUUUGAAGUGGCUGAGCCGCGGAGAGAACCGGUUCCGGUUGGUGAAAUUACUGAAUCGGAGUUGCGGUUGUAUAAUGGGUCGGAUAAAAGUAAACCGAUUUUGAUUUCUGUUAGAGGACAGAUCUAUGAUGUCUCCGAGGGGAGGAAUUUUUAUGGUCCAGGAGGAUCGUAUACAAUGUUUGCCGGAAAGGAAUGUAGCCGAGCCCUUGCUCUCCUGUCUUUUAAACCUCAAGAUAUUAACGGAAACCUCGAAGGUUUGGCCGAAUCAGAGCUCACAAUCUUAGAGGACUGGGAGUAUAAGUUCAUAGAAAAGUAUCCAAAAGUUGGGCGGCUUGUUCCAGAAGAAAGAACUCAGCAAAUCGAGCAGAGUCAAGAAGACAAUUUGAAAGUAAACUCUAAUGAAUCACAAGAGUAA